CGUCAGUCGCAGUCGGUGAUGAUUCAGAUCAUCAGAUUCACAUGAAGACACCAUCCAGAUAACAAACAACCUGCUGCACACACACACACGCACACACACACACACACAAUCAUGCACAUGAUCACACUCACACUCGGUGUUUACAGGUGUGUUUGUGCGUGACAACAUGUCUGACUUGUGGGCAUUUUCCUCGUCCUCUCCUCCUUCCGUCAUCCAUCACUCCAUUCUGUCCCAGUCACCUCCUUUCAUCUCCUCACCUCCUCCCCUCUCCUCCCCCUCAUCGUUCAGGAACCAUGGAAACCCUCCUCAUGCAAAGGUAACCUCCCCUCAUCACCUCCCUCAGCCCCAGGUAACCUCCCCUCAUCACCUGCCCCAUCCUCAGGUAACCUCCCCUCAUCACCUCCCUCAGCCCCAGGUAACCUCCCCUCAUCACCUGCCCCAUCCUCAGGUAACCUCCCCUCAUCACCUCCCUCAGCCCCAGGUAACCUCCCCUCACCUUGUACCCCAGCAUCAUGUAACCUCCCCUCACCUCAGUUAUCCCCAGGUAACCUCACCUCACCACCUCCCCCAUUCCCAAGUUACCUCCCCUCACUUUGUACCCCAGUCCCAGGCAACCCCCUCUUACCCCCUUCAUCAGGCCCAUGUAACCACGUCUCACCACAUCCCUUAUUCCCAGGUAACCUCCCCUCACUUUGUAUCCCAGCCCCAGAUAACCUCCCCUCACAUCCACCCCCCACCGCAGCACCACCUCUCCUGCCAAAACCUCGACCCAGGUUUAGAAAAUCCAAACUGGAACAAAUCUGAGCACGCCUCCGAAGUUCUCAACAGCUUCAGUUACUCCUGCCAGAACCAGGCCACAGCACACCUAGAUCUCCAGAACCAGAACCAGUUCUGCACUGGUGUGACUCACCACGGGCAUGAAUUGGGACACACACACAGACUGCCUUAUAAUACUCACCCACACCUUGCCAGUGGCGUGUAUGGACAGGGUGACACACCUGGUCCAGGUCAGGACACCUGGGGGCCUCUGGAGCCCACUCUGUCCCAGAUGCAGUGCUCUCCACUGGGGUCUUUGUCUGGAGGAACGGCCCUGGGAAGGUGGAGCUCCAUGGAUUUCAGCUCAUCAUCUACUGAAGACUUCUCCAACACCCAGUUUUUCCCUGAUAGUUACCAUGACAGUAUUGCCCCACAGUCCUUUUGUAGUCCCACUACCCCUGGUCCAAGUCCUCAUUACCCACACACCCCAACCAUCUCCAGCCCUGGUCCUCAAAUGCAUCCCAGGAACAAGAUGUUGGGUUUUCACACACAAACAUCCGCACAGCUGAACAGCUGCUGUCUCCAAGAGUCGGACAGCUUCCCUCUGAGCUCUGAACCCAGUCAGCACCACCCACAUCAGUCAAGCCGACGCCUCCUACCGAGCCAAACUGAGCCGAUCCAGGACCAGACGGGUGUCUUCAACACCACCGGUGACCUAGAGACCGGUUUCCCUCCACAGGGAGGAGGCCAGAACGUCAGCAGCGCUGCCCAGUCCCCGAGCCUCCCUGCUGGGCCGAUCUGGAGAGAGGAGUGUGGAGGAGGAGGAAGAGGAGAUGGUCAACCAGACUGGACCUGGAUGAAAAGGCCACAACCUGAAAACAUGAAGGUUGUAGACUGCAGGCUGCUGUGUACAGUGUGCAAGCGAGACUUUAGGAGUCUGCCAGCGUUGAACGGUCACAUGCGCUCCCACAGCGGCUUCAGAUCAGCUACAUGGGGGAAAAAGGGCGAGGACUCCUCUCCACCUGCCCAACCCUCAGUCUCCAUGGUGAUGCCGGUGUCCGUGCCCAUCCAGUCCAGAGGCGCGUCUAAGGCGUGUAGGAGUGCACAGAGGAAAUGCAAUCCCCUCUCUCCGGCCACCGGAGGCGCUGUGCUCUACCGCAGCCUGAUGCACCUGGACGCAGCGGCUGCUGGUGGCAGAGAAGCAGUUAUCGGUGGUGAUGGAGUGGUUGAUGGUGGCAGAGGUCACUACACCCCUCCGCCCAUGCUGUGUCCCCUCAGGGCGGGGGCGGGGCUGUACUGCUCCCUCACCACCAGGAGGCAGCAGAGAGUGCAAACUGUACAGCUUCACGACACACACAAUGGACUCAGUGACCUUGUUGCCAUGGAUACACUAACAACAGGAGUCAAUAAGCCGCGGAUCAAUGUAGGGCGGGACUUUCAGGCUGAAAUCCCGUCCCUACACAACCAUAAACAUGCCCACUCCGACUCCCAGGAUGCACUGCUGGUGUGGACGCCAUGGGACGAGCUGGAGAAACCUGUGAAUCAACAGAGAGUCGAGGCUCUGUUGAUGAUGGUUCGAUCCAGUGUGGUGCCAGGGGGCGGGGCCAGCCCAGAGCACGCCCUCCACGUCCUAUCAGAGUGCAGAGGAGACUUCCUGCUGACGUUGGAGAAGCUACUCUCCUCUCCUGAAGCCUCCAACAACAACCACACAGGAGUGUGUUGGAGUGCAGCAGAGAUGAAGUUGUUGGUUAAAUCCCUGCAGCUCCAUCACAAAGACUUCAGCAGCGUCCAGAGAGCCGUUCAGACUAAGUCCCUCUCUCAGUGUGUGGAGUUUUAUUAUCUGUGGAAGAAGAAGCUGAGUCUGAGUGUGAGGACCCCGGCCGGGCUGACCGUCACUCUGCCCAACACAAAUAGGUCAUCAAGAUCUCAUGAUGCAACAUGAACCCCCGACUGGACUGAAGCUACACACUACUUGCUGGCUCACACAAACAAACAAACACACACACACACACACACACACACACACACACAAACACACACACACACACACACACACACACACACACACAGGUUUUGUUGUGGUGGGUUCACUUCCAGGUUUAGAGUUUAAAUCCUCCCACCAGUUCUGUCAUAAAAAAGUAAUAAAAAAAGUGUUUAAUAAAAUCACACAUUAUCUAUUUAUUCACAGUUUGCUUUCUUUAUAUCAGAAGCCAUUUUGUUGCCAUGUUGUUGCAUUGUCAAAGAAACGUAUUUGGAAGAACUGAAUAUUAAAAGAAAACUCCAAAAAUCAUUUCUGGCUCCUUUUUUUCAUCUUGAACUUCCCUCCUC
Messenger RNA from Seriola dumerili (greater amberjack), 3084 nucleotides. RefSeq names its product transcriptional-regulating factor 1-like. The coding region runs from base 167 to 2698 and encodes 843 amino acids. The record is from RefSeq and is a predicted model, not a curated record. NCBI's taxonomy places the organism in Eukaryota, Metazoa, Chordata, Actinopteri, Carangiformes, Carangidae. Gene Ontology annotation, biological process: regulation of transcription by RNA polymerase II; negative regulation of DNA-templated transcription. The transcript has 14 exons. Gene Ontology annotation, molecular function: transcription corepressor activity. Gene Ontology annotation, cellular component: histone deacetylase complex; transcription regulator complex.